GAGCUGCAGCCACAGAAAAGUUUGCAUGGAUGUAGCUUAGUAGAGUAGAAGUAUGAUUUAGCUAAAAGAAAAGCAAAUAAAAAGGAUAUUUAGACAUGUUUGCUGAAUGGAAGUCGAUGUUUUAUCCAAUUUGGAGCCCCUGUCUACAGUGAUUGUCCUGACAUUAGAUGAAUGCGAUGACCAGCAGACUAACUGGCCUGUUCAGCAUUGGCGAGGACUUUGAUGAUGAGGACCUGCUCGGGACAGACUGGGCUGUCCGCUCGUCGUCUGGACCAGCCGAUGUGGCAGCUGCUGUGUCAUCCUGUACGCUGCGUGCUUCAUCUGUGGCUCAGAGAGAACCGGAGAAAAACCGCCUCCAGCAAACUGGAGAGAGAUCAGCUGUCCUGUGCAGUGGCACGGCAUCAAGGAGCAGCACGCACACCUCUGCUGGACAAACUCUAGCUCUGGGACUGAGACAACUCCCCUCCUCUUUCUCCUCCUCCUCUGUUCCUCAUCCUCCCACACUGAAUAAUGCUCAGCCUGAUUUGGCACCACAACAGACUAACACUGCAGGGACGUCGAAGCCCAGUGCAGCUCAGGAUGACUUUGAUGAUUGGGAUAUUGACCUGGCAGACUUAGAAGAGGUUGACCGCCAGAUGGGACAGCCAGAUCGACCCCCUGCUUCUUUCCCACCCGUACCCACACCUGUAUCUGCAGCCAGAGCGCUUCGGCCCACAAACCGUGGUGCUCCUCACACACUACCAAAUAAUCAGCCUUCAGCUCCACACAGUCCUGGUGUUUUCCCAGGUUUCACUGCUGCUUCCCCCAAACCCAGUUCAUUUUCCCGAAAAUCCACAGGACCGCAGCAUCCACAAAAACAUUUCUCAACCCCAGGACCCUCCAAACAGAGCUGCGGCCUCUUUGAGACCCUUUCCCCAGCAGCCUCGUCCCAUGCGAGUCCUCCAGCUUUGAGCCCACUCCCCCUCCGUGCCCCAGUCCUCACCAACCGCCUGGUCCAGCUGGUCUCGGCCUCCAGUAAGCUUCCACAGAAGAGGCCUCGCUCUGAGGGUCACCGGCCCAGGACCCGCAGGUUUCCCGGUCCUGCAGGGCUCUUACCACAACAGCCUCAGGGUCAGAGCCUGGAUGACAUAGUGGUCCCUGUUCCCCAGACUCCGGCUCAUGGAGUCAUGGCCCGGUUGCCAAGCCAGUGUUCCAGCUCCCAGAGCGAUGAAGACGACUUCAGUGGUGGGGCCUGGGCCGCGAUGAAGGCCGAGAUGGGAUUGGACGAGAGGAACCCGUCCUGUUUCCUCAGCUCCUACAGCGUCGUCAUGGUUCUGCGGAAGGCUGCUUUGAAACAACUGGUAAAGAACAAAGUGCCAAACAUGGCCGUGCUGCUCAAGAGCAUCAUCCACACACACACCGACGCCAAGGCUGUGUUUAAAGACCCAACAGGUGAGAUUCAGGGAACUGUGCAUCGACGUCUCCUGGAGGAUAGAGUUGGGGAGCUAAAGGUCGGGGCUGUACUCCUCCUUAAACAGGUUGGGGUGUUUUCUCCAUCUCAUCGUAAUCAUUACCUCAACGUGACUCCCAACAACCUGUUGAGGAUUUACUCCCCGGAUGGAGUCGGACUCACCUCCUCCUCUCAGCUGCCCCCACUCGUCUUGGAGCCAGUUUUGCAGCCAUCAGCCCCAACUCCCAGCCUCCACCAGGAGCCCGUGUCUCAGAUGCAGCUGGUUUUCGACGAGGACAAUGAUGAAGGAAACGCAGAGGGACACAAACUCCCACAAUCCCCGGCAGCCGCUGCAGUCAGAAACGCCCAAGAGUCUGCUGAGAAGUCGGCGCCGCAGGACUCAGGCUGGGAUGCAGAUGACCUGGAUGAACUCCUGGGAGAGUUACCCGAGGACAGCUACAGCUUUUGAUAUCACUUGACCCCGUCCGACUUUUCGUUGUCUGAUCACUGAGGAAUAUGUGUAAAUAUGUGUAUAUAUCGAAAACAUUUGUUCCCUGUAACUUUGUGGGUUUGAGCUAAAAAAAAAACAACAAAAAAACAAUACUACAGUGAUUAGUCUCAGCUUGUUUUGUUGUUACCCUCGCUGCCAUGCACCGCUGAUGACGGAUGUGUUCUAAGCAGCAUUCUCUUGCAGCUAACAUACGCUCAUUAACUGAUUACAAAGCUCCAAAAAUCAGCCGUUUGAUUUCAGCCUCAUGUAUUAUAUUACUGUCAAGUCUGUAAUUAGUUUGAAGCUGCGCGGUUGUGUAUAAAAGCACAUGCACUCCUGCACCUUCUUUCAGUCUUAUCCGUUCUCGCGCCCGCUUCAGUGACCUUGAAAUGGAAAGCUAAUCUACACAGCAUUGAUUUGCAAAUUAUGCAAAAUGAAAGCGAUGUGAGGCA
Molecule: messenger RNA, 2371 nt
Organism: Sphaeramia orbicularis (orbiculate cardinalfish)
Lineage: Eukaryota; Metazoa; Chordata; Actinopteri; Kurtiformes; Apogonidae
Gene: hrob
Product: homologous recombination factor with OB-fold
Exons: 10
Coding region: 168-1898 (576 amino acids)
Biological process (GO): recombinational repair
Source: RefSeq, a predicted model, not a curated record